CUCCUCCCCCCACGCUCGCGCCGGUCUCCGAAGCCGUACAUCUGCGAGAGAGAGGAGAGCAGCUGCUUGCGCCUUUGUCGCCUACAACAGGAACUCGUCUUAGACCGGUCGCCCAUGCAGGCUGGCUCCUGCGUGUGCGCCUUCGAUCUCGUCCGCACGUUGACCGGGCGGCGCGGAGUGUCGGCGGAGUGUCGGAGCAACUCCGCUCUCUCGCACCUGACGGUGUCCGACGCCGGCGCCCACCUCAGCCGGAGCUUUUGCGCGCGCUGCUUCCUCGGAGUGGUCACCGAAGGCGACGGCGGCGGCAGCGCGUCGUCGCUGAGGCGCAUCAUGUACUCGUACCUCACCUCUCCGGGGCUGCUCGGUUUCGGAGGCGCGUGGCGAGGCGACCGCAGCGCGUGGGACGUCGUCAACGCAGCCAACGCCUCGUCGCCCAAGGUCGAUCAGCCGAUCGCCAUGUACGUGGAGCCCGCAGACAAGUACGUGGCGGUGCGCGCCAUCGUCGACCUCUACCGCCGCCGCACCGGCAGAUCGAUCCCGGACUCGCACGUCUUUUUCUUCUCCGACACGGCGGCGGACGUCGCGCCCUUCGAGACUGCCUCCGCCUCCGCCUCGCUGCCCCGCUACAACGCGCGGCAGGUCGCGUGCGGCGUGCGCGACCCGGACAUGCCGGCCGCAGGCUUCUGCGGCGCCGCCCUCUCCGAGAUAGCGCUCGACGAGAAGCUCCUCCUCCGCCCGCCGAGCGAGCACGGCGACGGCGACGACGACGAGGAGGAGGCGGACGCGGGCAGCUUCGCGACGCUGCCGCGCAACAGCCAUGGCAACAGCAGCCAGCUCGAAGGACAGCUCGAAGGCAAGGCGCCUCGUGGCGCCGUCCUCUGGCUGAUGCGCGAGCAGGCCGCCACCGAGCCCGCCUCCGGCCAUGCCUCCGGCGCGGCGACCGCCGACGAGCUGCGCUGCCGCCACCCGGUCCGCCUCGCGUGGGUCGACCCCGCGCCGGAGAGAGAGGGGGAGCCUCCCUCGCCGCUCGGCCCGCGGCUGCUGCCGUGGGCCGCCCUCGUCCUCUCGAUGCUCCUUUUCGCCGCCCGGGAGCCGGCGGCGCAGCAGCGGCCGUACGAGCCGGCAGCCGGCGUGGUGGGCUCCUUCUUUGUGAUUGGCGACUGGGGGUACGACACCGAGCUGCACGAGGCCAUCGCCGACACGAUGCGAGCCGAGGCGCGGCGGCGGGGCAACGUGCGUUUCGUGCUCAACGGCGUGCACGGUGUCGACGACCCGCAGUGGACCGAGAAGUGGUCGGACGUGUACCACGGGAUGGACCACAUGCAGUGGUACUCGGUUGUGGCGCUCGACAUGAACGCGGCCGACGCGUCCAAGUCGUGUCCCUGGCUCGUCCAGUCCGAGGGGUGCUCGCCGGCGCAGUGCCUCCGCACCCUCGCCGAGCGGGAGGUCGCCUCGGCGCGGAUGCUCCGCGAGCGGGUGGCCGCCAACCGCGGCGGGAACUUGCUCGUCGUGUCGCACUACCCGACCGACUUCCUCCUCGGCCGGCGGCCGGGCGGCAUCGACACGAUCGGGCUCCUCCGCUCGCACGAGACGCGCAUCUCCUACUUCGGAGGCCACCGGCACGCGACCGCUGCGCACGAGUCGGGCUACGCCGGCACGGCGUCGAUCGCGCCCAACCGCAAUUGGCUGACGGGCGGCGGCGGCGGGUGGGCGUGCGACGGGCAGCAGGGCUUCCUCGUGGGCGAGAUCAUGGCGGACGGGCGCGCCGUCAAUGUGGAGACGGUGCUGAUUGACGACGCGAGGUGCUGCACCGACCCGUGAAGCGUGAUCUGGCCGUUCGCUCUUUUUGCUCGACCGAUCAGCUGGUGCCCAUGCUCACCUC
Emiliania huxleyi CCMP1516 is the source of this 1882-nucleotide messenger RNA. RefSeq lists its product as hypothetical. The annotation marks the transcript as partial. The record is from RefSeq and is a predicted model, not a curated record. NCBI's taxonomy places the organism in Eukaryota, Haptophyta, Isochrysidales, Noelaerhabdaceae. The transcript is spliced from 8 exons.